GCUCAGCUGUGGCAUGUUCGCGGCAUGGCCGCGAAUGGGUCGCUCGAGUCAUGGCGUGUGCCAGGCCAAGCGACUGAAGCACCCGCAAAGCGCCGCAGAGAGAGGCCCAUGCAUGGAGUGACCAUCUCCGACCACGGGGAGAAAACCACUUGGCCGGGCUACUGGGAGGAGCGCCAGCGGAAGUUGGAGUCCCAAGCCGUGGACGGCGCACUCUUCGGCGCCCUCGCCAGCCGCCUCUCCGCGCACGAUUCGGAUGCCGCGGCUUCCGCUUCGAUUUUUCGGAGCUGCUGCAUCUACUUCGACGGGCGCGUGGAUGUGGGAGGCGGUCUCUCCGCCUACGCCUUGAGCAAGGUGGCGCGCCUCCACGGCGCACAGGUGUCGCCAAUGCUGGCCAAGCGCCGGGUGACGCACGUGGUGUGCACGCAGCUCAGCGGGGCCAAAGAACGGCAUGCCCUGCAUGACGCGACCUCGGCCUUCGCCUGCGUGCAGUACAUCGUCCACCCGAAUUGGAUCACCGAGUCCAUAGCUGCAGGGCUUCGCUUGAAAGAAAGCCAGUUCUCCUUGAUGGCGGGCAUCUCCCAGACCUUUGGUCAGAGCAUUUUCCACUGCGAGAAGCGCAAGGCACCGAACGCCUCAGCGGCUCAGGCGCCAGAGGCGCCUGGUGAAAAGCUGCUGACGCGCCGCGUGCUGGCCGAAAUCACUGCGCCCCUGGUGGUACCUGACACCCAGAACUCGCGGGAAGCGGAGUUGGUGGACUUGAGCGAUAGCCCCCCAAAGCCGGCAGCGCAAGAGGUGCCGGCCACUGCUUUGGAUAGCUCUCAGGAGACUGAGCUGGACAGCGACGAAGAAUGCCAGAAUUCGCCCCCGCUGGUUUCCGAGCGCGGGCAAAAAUAUCGCGCCUUCGAGACGGCCUCAGGGCCCUUCCAGCGGACAUUUUUCGCGGAGAUCGCGCGGAUGGCGGCGGUGGUGCUGCGCGGCCUCGAGAGCAAGCCGAAGCUCAACGGCCGGGAGGUGAACUUGGUGGCCUUUCACCCAGAGCGACAGCGAUGGGAAGUGGAGCUGAAGGGUGAGAUGCCCCACCAGGACUUGUUCAAAAUCGAUUGGAGCGAGGAUUGGUGGGAGCCCAUGGAGGGUGAUGAGAAGUACAGCAGCUUGCGGAAGGAGAAAGGACCAACCUUCAAGGAGGUUUUAGAGCAGAAGCUGCAAAAGCAAAGGCUGACCGACACGAAAUCCAUCUUGGUGGCGGAUUGCAAUGGGCGGCGCGUCGCGGUCUUCGACGGCCAAGGGGAACUGCUGACAGUGCUCAGUGGCAAGCACGUCCCGAGAAAGGUGGAGACAGACUGCGAGGUGUGCCAAAGGAGCUUCCCCCUGCAGUUCCAGAAGCUCGCGCCGGAGGGCCGCACCCUGGCGGUGAAGCCCAGCUGCCUCCGCACCAAGGAGGACAACGAAGUGGAAACGCUGAGGCGCCGAAAGGUGGAGAUGACAGUUGGGGCCAUUCACAAGAAGCCGGAGCUGGACGGUCAAGUGGGCCUGCUGGGUGCGUUUCAAGGGUACGCCAACUGCUGGGAGGUGAUGCCAGACGCCAAGGCCUUGUGGGACGUGAAGGUAGACGGAUCCCCCGCCCCAGUGCUACUUCACUCCAAGGAGCUCAGCGACGAGGCUUCUGGCAAAGUCCUGGAAGACCCCGUGGAGGUCAAAUGCUCGCGGCCGGAACAAGGGCAAGGCCUUUUCGCCAAAGUCGCGAUUCGGCAGGGUGAAAUCAUCCUGGAGGAUGAGCCAUGUUUGCUGGCGGCCUUCAGCUUGGACGUGACCAAGUUGAUCCAUCAGUUCAACCAGCUGCCUGUGAGCAAGCAGGAUGGCCUGCUGCAACUGUCGAAGGGCCCAGACUCCUUGAUGAGCUUGCGCUGCCUGGCUAGCACGAGCUUGCAGGUACAUUCUCGAUCGGAUGCCCAGCAGGUCACCAAGGACGCCUUGCUUGCCUCGCAGGAGUUUCGUCAACUGAGCCAAAGCUUGCAGGAUCAGAUCUGGAACCUCAUGAGGAUCUUUGAUUCCAACGCCCUUCCUCACAGCCGCAGCGAGGGAAAGAUUCUGUAUCCCACCCUGGCGCGGGUGAACCAUUCCUGCAGGCCCAAGGCCACGCUGGGAGAUCCCCAGCAGGUAGUCAGCUCGAAGACGCCGGGCUUUGAGCCCAUCGAUCCCCUCAGGAAGGCGCUCAUCGCCAUCGAGGACAUCGAGGAAGGUGGGGAGAUCACUAUCAGCUACCUCAGUGAUGACGACCUUCUGGAGCCCACGCAGCACCGCCGGGUGAAACUUCAAUCCCGCUAUGGGUUCCAAUGCCAAUGUGCGCGAUGCCUGGAUGAGGAGUCAGACAAAGUGCUGCGGGUCUUUCGCUGCAGCUGCGGGAAGGAGUUGCAAGGUGUGGGCCCCUGUGCCUGCGGCGCGGAUGUGUCGAAGCUGGUGGAAGCCGAGCAAAUGCACGUGAGCAGCUUCGCCAACCUUUGGAAGAGCCUGGGUCACGAGAAGCUGAGCAGCCCCGACGGCUUGGUGGCCAUCGCGGAGAUGGCCGCGGAGUCGAACUUGGCGCCGCAGCAUUGGCUCCUCUGCAAGGUUCGCUACGUUCUGUCUUGCUUCUACGAGAAGAAUCACCGCCCUGCCCUGGCCGUUGAAAAUCUGCAGGGCAUCCUGGAUUUGGAGGAGGCGGUCUUCGGGCACCAGAGCCAAGAGAAAUUGGAGCAGAGAGGUGACCAGCUGGUGCAGAAGGGAGCUCUCACCCAGGCUUUUGACUGUUACGCGGCGGCCUUGAAGGCGCUGAAGCAGCAGUCUCCCAACAACCCGCCAGGCGAUGCGCGGUGCGACCUCAUCCGCCAGAAGCUUCGAUCCGUGCUGGAUGCCAAGAAGGACGAGGGCUAUCCCGCCAACUGAUGGG
Molecule: messenger RNA, 2926 nt
Organism: Effrenium voratum
Lineage: Eukaryota; Dinophyceae; Suessiales; Symbiodiniaceae
Source: the annotation of a GenBank genome assembly